This is a messenger RNA of Harmonia axyridis, 3387 nucleotides long. RefSeq lists its product as uncharacterized. NCBI's taxonomy places the organism in Eukaryota, Metazoa, Arthropoda, Insecta, Coleoptera, Coccinellidae. The transcript has a single exon. Bases 1 to 3387 code for a protein of 1128 amino acids. The record is from RefSeq and is a predicted model, not a curated record.
AUGAAGGCCUCGGAACCCGCCCCCGGUGUAGAGACUGCACCUGGGGGAAGAUCGUUACAGUCUCUAGCAGAAGCGAGUGAGGCGAGUGGCACUCCUCUGCGAACUGGCACCACAAGGCCACGAAGCUUGUUCAGGAAUACUCUGGGUGAAGGCUUGGAUCAGUCAGAAGUGGGUGAUCCCGCCCGAACCUUGGAACAUAGGAGGCAGCGUUGGACCAGGGAAAUGAACCAAAGUCUGAUGAACGCUUAUUAUCUAGUUACUGAGGGAGAAACCAAAACAAAAAAGUACGCCGCAAACCUGGCAGAGAAAUGGGAAUCAAUUUAUCCUGAUAAAAGAUUCACAGGAAAACACCUGAUAGCUCAAAUCAAAAACAUUAAGACUCGCAAAUUGCUCUCUCCGGAUGAGCUCGAAACGAUUAAAGGAGAUGCAACAAGUAAUUCACCACGAAGGAGGAUUGAUGACAUUAGGAGAAGCAUCCAUCGACAGAGCACCAAUACUUGGCAAGGAAACAUCAAUCAAUCAAACGAUUCAGACGACCAACUGACGACAGUGGAGAUGGAACCAGAUGAGGCUAUGCUUGAGAUCCGAGAGUUAUUUCAGGGGGAGAGUCAGAAGUGGGAGGGGAUGAUGAUGGAGAAUAGACCAAGAAUCCCCAAACUGAGACAAAGCAAGGAUACCAGAACAAUUAUGGUUGCCAUUAAUAAUGCCCUAAAAGAAAUACUGAAUAAUUCCGAAAAUUUUGAAGAAUUAUGCCAUAGAGUAUACUGUGCAGCAAUGAUGGCAAACAACCUGCAAAGCUCAGAUUCAGUAUCAAAAUCCCAGAAGAAGCCUCAACAGCACAAGCCCCCAUGGGAAGAGAGAUUAGAACAAAAGAUAAAUAUCCUACGUAAAGAGAUCGGUGCCUUCCACGCCUACCUACGAGAAAAAGAGGCAAGCAAAAAAGUGAAAAAGAAAGUGCAGAACUACACUAAAAAAUUGAACAUGUAUGAAAGUGAUCCUCAAUAUAAAGAUAAAGUGACGACUCACCUAGAAACCCUCAAACAAAAAAUAUCUACACUAGGUAGUAGAUUAAGACGAUAUCACAAAAGAACGCAACGCUAUCGCCAAAACAAUCAAUUCACUAGCAACCAGAAGAGUUUCUUUAGGGAUCUACAAAAACAGCAAAACCACCAAGCAAAUCUGCUAUCUCCGCGCUAUGAACCCGAAAAAUUUGUACGCCAUUGGUCAAAGAUAUGGUCAGAGGAAAAGAGUCACAACAGCAAAGCCAAUUGGAUAGAAGGGGAGAAAAAAGAACACUAUAAUCUAGCCGAAAUGCCUUCCAUCAUUGUUACGGAGGAUGAAGUCACUGCGACGAUUAAGAGAAUGAAAAAUUGGACGGCGGCUGGAAUAGACAGUGUACAUAAUUAUUGGUGGAAAUCACUGCCGUCCACCCACACAGCACUGGCUCGACUCAUCAAUGAAGCACUGGAGAACCCAAAUAGCAUUCCCAAACACUUUACCCAUGGAGUUACCUAUAUGAUACCUAAAAAAGGAGACCCAACGAUACCUGACAGUUAUAGACCGAUAACCUGUCUUCCGUCAGCGUAUAAGAUCAUCACUUCAACAAUUGGCCAGAAAAUCCGGAUCCACCUGAAAACCAAUAACCUCAUGGCGUGGGAACAGAAUGGAUGUGAAAAGAGCGGUAAAGGCAGUAAGGAACUAUUGAUAAUUGACAACUUAAUCACUAAACAGGCAAAAAGAAAACAAAAAAACAUCUCAAUGGCCUGGAUAGAUUACCAAAAGGCAUUUGACUCUGUUCCCCACUCUUGGCUUCUUGAAAUCCUGAGAAUAUAUAAGGUGGACCCGAAGAUAAUUUCAUUUUUCCAAUUCCUUAUGUCGACCUGGCGGACUUCACUAAGACUCGAGGGUAGUUCGGAGCUGAACAAAUCGCCCGCGAUAAUGAUCAAGAGGGGUAUAUUCCAAGGUGACAGCUUUAGCCCUUUAUGGUUCUGUCUGGCCAUGAACCCUCUCAGCAGUAUGUUAAAUAGAUCAUCGUAUGGAUACUCCUUAGACGCAGAAAAAAAAUUAACACACCUGUUUUAUAUUGAUGAUCUCAAACUAUAUGCUAGAGGUCGACAACAACUGGAAGGGGAGCUCGAGUUGGUACGAAAGUUUAGUGAAGAUAUAGGUAUGAGGUUUGGUCUGAACAAGUGUGCGACAGUCAGUGUGAAAAGAGGGAAGCUGGAAAGGGUCGAAAGUAUUCUCUUGACAGACGGACAAGCAUUGGCCAACUUAGGGGCAGAACAAAGGUAUAAAUAUCUAGGAGUUCAACAAACGUAUGAGAUUAGGCAGCGAGAAAAUAAGGAAGAAGUCGAAAAAGAACUGAUAAAAAGAGUAAGAACAAUACUGAACACACAGUUAACAGCUAAAAACAAAAUAACUGCACUGAACAUUUGGGCAAUACCAGCUUUCACCUACACGGCUGGAAUUCUCACCUGGUCACGGACGGAUCUAGAAAGGCUCGACAGAAAGAUCAGAACCACUUUGACGCAGUUUGGCUUACUACAUCCAAACUCCGCUAUUGAAAGGCUCUACAUACCACGCAGAGAUGCAGGGCGGGGUCUGAUCAGCUUGGAGGACGGUUACCUGAAAGAGGAAGAAAAGUUAAAAACAUAUUUUGUCAACAAGAACUUACCUGUGCACCAGUGGGUGGCAGCUCAGCGAUAUUCCACCGCAACUCCAGGGUUAAACAACGAGCAGGAGCCGGAAAGAGAAAACAUGGUAGAGAAAUGGAAGGAUAACUGGCGUACCAAACCUCUCCAUGGACGAUUUUACUCCAGCUUACACCAAAUAGAUGUCGACUUACCGAGCACAAAUAUUUACCUUACUCAGGGCUAUCUCUACCCUCAGACUGAAGGCACGUUGAUGGCAAUACAAGAUCAGGUUGUCCCGACGAGAGUCUAUGCAAGACACAUAAUGAAGAUAGACACGGAAACAACAAAAUGCAGACUCUGCAAUAAUGCCGAGGAAUCAGUGCAACACCUUUCUUCAGGAUGUUCUAGUAUAGCCGGCACUAAGUACUUAAGUCGGCACAACAAUAUGGGGAAAGUUGUACAUCAGCUCCUUUGUCUCAAAGAACGAUUACUACAGGGUUUUACCCCGCUCUCAAAGGCUUAUGGCGAAAAAAUAACGAAAUACGAAGCCUUAUCAAGACAGAUGAAGAGCACCUACCAACUGAAUAACGUAAAAGUAAAGCCACUGAUUAUUAGCUGUAACGGGUUGGUGCACCGAAAAACAGUAAAACAUCUACUUGAGAUGGAUCUCCCCCAUAACACCAUUGCAUGGAUGCAGAAGGCCGUAAUUUUGGGAACGGUCAACAUAAUACGGCAAGUACUUUUCCCUCAUUAA